ACCAUAUCAUAUGACACUGUACCCGCUGACAGUACUUCCGCCCUCUCCCGCCAACGUCAGCCCAUCGUCUCCAGAAUGCCUCCGGCCGCCGCAUUCUUCCCCGGCGACACUGUCGAGAUCGCAUCAAAUGACGAUGGGUUCCAUGGCUCUUGGUUCACUGGCAUCGUCGUCCGCCUCCUCUCUGCUCCUUCCUCCUCGGGCCGCCGCAAGGCCGCUGGCAAAGCCACCCUUAGGUACUUAAUUCAGUUCGACACGCUCUUCGAGGACGAGGCCGGGACCAAACGGCAGACGGAGGUGGUCGAUGAGUAUCAGAUGAGGCCCGUGCCUCCGAGCGAGCCGAGGAGAGCGUUCAAGCUCGGGGAGGAGGUGGAUGCGUACUACAACGACGGCUGGUGGGAGGGCUCGAUCACGGAGGAGCUGGGCAGCGGGAAGUUCGAAGUCUACUUUAGGGCAUCAAAGGAGUCUAUACAGUUCAAGAGCGAGAGAUUGAGGCUCCACCGUGAGUGGACCAAUAACGCUUGGUUCCCUCCUUUCGAUGAGGAAAAGAAUGCUUUCGGCCGUCGCAUUCCUCCCUGGCGAUGACGUCAAUAUCACAUCGAACGUCGAUGGGUUCCGCGGCUCCUGGUUCACCGGCACCAUCAUCCACCUCCUUUCCACUCCAUCAUCCUCGGGCCACUGCAAGACCGCCGGCAAAGGCUUAAUACGUGUGAUUAUGGACACCUUAUGAAAUUAUAAGUUAUACAGCUCUGCACACGAACUACUCAGAGCACAUUUGGUCGGGCUGAAUGGCAAUUCGGAUCUGGCCUAACUACAUCUCAAUUGCCAUAACCACGCUUGGUUGUUAUUUUGAAAAAGAAUUGUAAUUUGGACUGAAUCACUAUUCCAAAUAAUCAUUGAAUUACCAUUCUGGACUGGUUGAAACAAUUCGGAUCAAAUCUGAUAUAUGUAUAAAGAACCACAU
This is a messenger RNA of Punica granatum (pomegranate), 961 nucleotides long. The record is from RefSeq and is a predicted model, not a curated record. NCBI's taxonomy places the organism in Eukaryota, Viridiplantae, Streptophyta, Magnoliopsida, Myrtales, Lythraceae.